AUGUCUGGGAAUCAAGAGAAGAGGAGGAAAACAGAACAGAAUGCUACUAAUCCACUUAAAAAAACAGAUGCUAAACCAUCAGCGACAGUGCCAAAUGAUACCAAUACAAAACCAAAGAAAUAUGCUGUGAAAUACCGCUUCGAGGAGUUGAAAAGAAAACAAUCCAAAUAUAUCGAAGAACCUGUUGUCCUGAGGUCAAUUCCACAAUCACAAGUCUUGAAUACAGCUUUUAGUAAGAAUCGUAGGGAUAUUGAUGCCCCUAAGAUUUUACAACCAGCACAUAAGGCCCUAAGAAAGGUACCAUCUUAUAAAUCGAAGACUAAAGAGACUAUGGAUGGAGUUAAAAAGGAAAAAGAAAUUGAUGACAUGUCAGACCAUGUUAUAUGGAAAUAUAGUCCCAUAUAUAAAGGGACCCCAGAAAGAUCGGCUAAUAGUUCCCCCGAUCGGGAUAAAGAAUACGUUCCAAACCUAUUGAAUCCACCCUCAACGCCAACAGUUUCCAAUAAGCUAAAAUCUGUACUUAAUUUCACAUAUUUAAAUGAUUCAAAUGAAAAUCUACAAUUGCCAACUGAAACAGCAGAGGAGAUGAGCGAUAUUCAAAAAUCGAAACAAAAUGAUAAAAACUCGUCGAAAGACUUACUUCGAAAUAUAGACGACAUCCUCACGGAAAUGAGAGGGGAUACAGAUCUUCGAUUAAAUGCCGGAAGGAUCAAUGGAUUACCAUCAUCUCCAGGGACUGUAGGCCAUCCUGACACAUUAUUAUUAGAAAAUACCAUGACAAAGAUUGAGCAAUCAAAAAAUCAACCAACUGACGAAAGUAUACAACACUACUCAAAAGAUCUGCUGAAGGAUGAAGAAAAUGCCAGAACCGAUGUUAAAAAAAUAUUAGACUCAGAUAACACAACCAAAAGUACAGUUAAACAAACACUGAAUGAUGCAAUUAUUUCAAUGACUCAACAAAAAAUAUCUGAAGAAAAAUCUAAUGUAAAACCGCUUAUUGAUGUACAUACAGACGGAAACAACAUAAAUGAAUUGGAUGACGAUGACGACGACGACAUAUUAUUUGACAUUAUUUCUCAACAAAAGCCUAAUGCAAAAUAUGAUUUAAAACCACUACCAAAUGAACAAUCUUCUUUAGAGAGUGACGAAAUGCUGGAUGAUUCACUUCUCGGUAUAUUUGAUGAAUUGGAACAAAAUUCCCAGGUUCCCAAAACGAAACCUGAUACUGAUGAAACUAACACAAUCCCACCAAUGAUCCACCCAAAUAGCGAUAACAGUAAAAUGAUUACAGAAUAUUCUGAAAGGGCCAAAUGUGCUAAAGAGAAGAAAGGAAUAUGUAGAUUGGUUGUUCUCUCCAUACGUGAAAUGACACUUCCAAAAAUUGGUAUUCAAAAAAUUCUAACAUGUGUAGAUAGCAAAGGUUCUAAAGUGCCUGUAAUUUUGCGUAAUCCAUGGGUAUACCUAGAUAUCUAUGAGGGUGAUAUUAUCCACAUCAUAGAGGGCAAGAAUUUUGCAAAUAAACGGUUACUAUCACAGGAUAAAGACCCUCAAACUCUUCUCGAAAAUGAUAAUCUAUUGAUUGUCCAUCCUGACAUAUUACUUUCGGCUACUACUAUCGGGUCUUCUACGAAAUGUCUGAGAUGCAGUGUAAUCAAUAACUUGUUUCAAGACGUAAGAAACGAACAAAGUAUUAGUAUGACAAUAGGGAAUAUAGUGCAUGAGUUAUUACAAGACGCAUUCAGAUACAAGCUCACACAUCGAAAUAUCACAAUGGAUUAUUUUACAGAAAGAUUGGAUGAAUUAUUAGAGACAUAUUCUUUUGCUAUCAUAGUUUGCAACGAAGAUGUUCAGGAUGUGAAAAACACGAUCAUGGAAACACAUGUCCAAAAAAUAUUGAGUUUUGUCAACAAAUUUGUAUCUUCUGAUAACUAUAAGAGGUAUGUUCCCAUUGCCAACACUAAAAAAAGCCAAUCUAUUUCUCUUUCAGAUAUUAUUGAUAUCGAAGAAAAUAUAUGGUCCCCCUCAUUUGGGUUGAAGGGAUUUCUGGAUGUUACUGUCGAUGCAUAUGUAGAAAAAAUGCACGCCAUUGUUCCAUUAGAAAUAAAAACAGGUAAAUAUAAAAGUCAAGCUCAUGAGGUUCAAGGACUUAUAUAUACACUUCUUCUUAGCGACAGAUAUGACAUAUUUGAUGAUUUCUUCCUAUUAAUGUACACUUGGGAAGAAGGGAUGGUGAAACAUAGACGACUACCUGACCCAAUUAGACAUAUACUGAUGACAAGAAAUAAAAUUGCAAGUUCCUUAAAACAUCGUCUUUCUGAAAUAAAAAGCAGAGUGCAGACCCUAUUUCCUGUACCGACAGUUGAAGAGAAUCCCGCAAAUUGCACUCAUUGUUAUAAUAAGGUAAUAUCCAUGACUUUGUAUAAACUCGUAGAACAUGGAACUGCGGAAGGAAGCAGGAUCCCUAUGGAAGAAUACGACGAACUUACAAGCCAUUUACCAAAUGAUAUAAAAAAUUACAGAGAAUUUUUCUUAAAAUAUAACGACCUUGUGACAAAAGAAGAAUCUAGUGUUUGCGCUUCUAACCAGGAUAUGUUCCUAAUGACAGGAGAAGCCAGGGAGUCACACAAUGGUCAUUGCGUACACAGCUUACGAGUAUCUAGUAUUAAAAAAGACGAGGUAAUGGAUGGUCAAUAUUUAUAUCAAUUCAAGAGAUGUUAUAGUCCUACUCAACAGGUUUCUUCAAUAUUACAAUCGCAAAUAUCUCUUGAUGAUAGGAUAAUAGUGAGUGACGAAGAAGGACACUUUUCAAUAACUUCAGGGAAUGUCAUCGAAUUAACAGAGGAUUCAAUAACCAUCUCAACCAAACGAAAACUCCUAAAUAACAAAAUCUCAUCUGGACCAGAUCAUGAACCAAGAAUAGAAAGUGUGAUCGACCCUACUCUAAGGGAAUCUGAUAUCAUAUCGACACAAAAUGCAGUCACUUAUAGAAUUGAUAAAUAUGAUAUUCAACAACCUUUAUCUGGUGCAAGAUUCAAUAUUUUGAAUCUUUUCCUGCCUCCCAUUAAAAAGGGAACAUUCAUUCUUGACGAGAAGACAAGCGAACAAAGAUUCUUAAAAUUAUCUGAGGGUGGUGAUGAAAGAAUGAAAAAAUUCCUAGUCGACAAUAUAGCACCUCAGUUUUUGUCACUUAAGGAUAAGCCCUUACUUCAAAAUUAUCUUCCUGAGGAUUCCACAUUUAAUGAUGACCAACAUAAGGCUCUAGAUCUCUGCCUUAGAGCAAAAGAUUAUGCUCUAAUUCUUGGUAUGCCAGGUACAGGUAAAACUACAUUAAUCGCAGAGAUUAUCAAAAUAUUAGUCAAAAAUGGGAAGAAGAUAUUACUAUCAUCAUAUACACAUUCUGCUGUAGAUAAUAUCCUUUUGAAACUUAUCGAUACCGAUAUUAAAACUAUUCGAUUAGGUUCAAACGGAAAGAUACAUCCCGAAACUAGAAAGUAUAUGGUUGACUACACAUUAGCCAAGAGUUAUAAUGAAUUUUUGAAUAUGAUUAAUGAGACCUCAUUAGUGGCGACUACUUGCUUAGGUAUUAAUGACCUACUAUUUUCUUACAAAGAAAAGGAUUUCGAUUAUGUGAUUCUUGAUGAAGCUAGUCAAGUUUCUAUGCCUGUUGCAUUGGGACCUCUUCGUUUUGGUGAGAAAUUCAUAAUGGUUGGUGAUCAUAAUCAAUUACCACCAUUAGUGAAAAAUGAAAGUGCCAGACUUGAUGGACUCGAGGAUUCAUUGUUUAAGAUACUAAGUGAACGCCAUCCUGAAAGUAUGGCCGAAUUAACUUUACAAUAUCGUAUGUGUGGUGACAUUAUGAAAUUAUCCAAUUUCUUGAUAUAUGACGAUAAAUUAAAAUGUGGUACUGAACAAGUUAGCAAUCAACUAUUAGAUAUUCCAAACCUUCCACUUAUUUCAAAAUAUAAGUCGUCAACCAGCCAACAGGAUUGGCUUGUUGAUAUAAUGGACCCUCAAAGAAGAGUGCUCUUUGCAGAUUAUGAUAGGAAUACCGGUAUAAUUGAAAAUAUAGAAGGUGAUAACAUUAUUAAUAAUGGUGAAUGUACAUUAAUUGGUCAAAUGGUGGAUGGCCUUAUUUUAUCCGGUGUACCAUGCAAUAGGAUUGGUGUUAUGACGCUUUAUAGAGCUCAAUUAAGAUUAUUAAAGCGAACAUUUAAAGAAGUCAAAUAUCAUGGGUUAGAGGUUUUAACCGCAGAUCAAUUCCAAGGUAGAGAUAAAGAUUGUAUUUUAAUCUCUAUGGUGAGAAGUAAUGAUGAUCUAAAAGGUGGCUCUUUGUUGAAAGAAGUAAGAAGGGUCAAUGUUGCAAUGACAAGAGCAAAAUCCAAAUUAAUUAUAUUGGGAUCCAAGGAUACGAUUAGCUCUAUCGGUGGUAUAAAAGAAUUUAUUGGUAUGCUACAGACUAAUGGAUGGAUAUACAAAUUACCUGCUGAUUGUCUGAAGACCUACAAUUUUGAGAAUAUACCUGAGAAAUUAUAUACAGUCUAA
Molecule: messenger RNA, 4542 nt
Organism: Maudiozyma barnettii
Lineage: Eukaryota; Fungi; Ascomycota; Saccharomycetes; Saccharomycetales; Saccharomycetaceae
Gene: DNA2
Product: bifunctional ATP-dependent DNA helicase/ssDNA endodeoxyribonuclease DNA2
Exons: 1
Coding region: 1-4542 (1513 amino acids)
Biological process (GO): replication fork reversal
Cellular component (GO): cytoplasm
Molecular function (GO): 5'-flap endonuclease activity; single-stranded DNA helicase activity
Source: RefSeq, a predicted model, not a curated record